Gymnodraco acuticeps is the source of this 1617-nucleotide messenger RNA. RefSeq names its product apolipoprotein A-IV-like. Lineage: Eukaryota; Metazoa; Chordata; Actinopteri; Perciformes; Bathydraconidae. Bases 108 to 878 code for a protein of 256 amino acids. The transcript is spliced from 4 exons. Gene Ontology annotation, molecular function: phosphatidylcholine-sterol O-acyltransferase activator activity; cholesterol binding; phospholipid binding. The record is from RefSeq and is a predicted model, not a curated record. Gene Ontology annotation, cellular component: chylomicron; blood microparticle; high-density lipoprotein particle. Gene Ontology annotation, biological process: triglyceride homeostasis; cholesterol homeostasis; reverse cholesterol transport.
ACUUUACUCCUCCUGCUCCUCUCUGGGACUCUGCUGCUAUAUAUACUGAUCCAGGAGCUGUGCACAACACACUCUGCAUCCAUCACAGCUCAGCCACAGCUGCAGUCAUGAAGGUCCUCGUUGUGCUCGCCCUCGCUGUUUUCACAGGUUGCCAUGCCAACAUCGUGUGGCAGAACCAGCCCAAGCCCCAGGUGGAGAUGGUGAAAGAUGCAUUCUGGGACUACGUCGCCAAGGCAACCAUGACUGCUGAGGAUUCCCUGAAGCAGAUCAGACAGUCCGAGCUGGGAAGUGAAGUGAACACCCUGAUCUCUGAGAGCACCGACGCCGUCAACAAGCUCACCGACGCUCUGCGCACUCAGGUGGCCCCUCUCACCCAGGAUCUCAUGUCUAAGUUUACCCAGGAGGCCGAGCUGCUGAAGGCUCGUCUGGAGAAAGAUCUGACCGCCGUUAGCGCCAGCCUGCAGCCCUACGCCCAGGAGCUGGUCGCUGACCUCCAGAAGCAGGUGGAGGAGCUGAAGAAGGACGCCAUCCCCUACGCUGACUCCAUGGACUCCAAGGCCCUGAAGGCCAUCCUGGUGCAGAAGAGCCAGGAGCUGAGGACCCAUCUGGACAAGAGCGUCGCCCAGCUGCAGGCCCAGAUGGUGCCCUACACCGAGGAGAUCAAGGAGAAGAUGGAGCAGAGCCUGGAGGAGUUCCAGAGGAGCAUGGUCCCCCUGUCCCAGAGCUUCGAGAGCCAGCUGACCCAGAAAACCCAGGAGAUCCAGCAGAACCUGGCCCCAUACGGAGAUGUGCUGAGAGCCCAGCUGGACACCGACAUCCAGAACCUGAAGAAGCAGCUGGAGGCUCUGUGGAAGUCCUUCACUAAGAUGACCCAGUAAAUUGAAUUUUAUCUAUACCAUUAUUUAUGUUUUUAUUUCUCUCAAACACCCUGCAACAGCACAGUAAAAAACAUACUUUCCACGCGGUACUCAAGCAACAGCAAAGCAUGAUGGACCAUGGUCACAUCCCUAGAAGGCUUUUUAUACGGACCAUCUAACGAUUCCUACCAUUAACACAACUGAGGAUGCUUCCCAAUAUUCAAAUGAAUUUUAACUCGCCAUCGUAGGAGGCUAUGGGAUCAUUUGGCUAGCAUUAGCUCGUAUGAGGCUAUAACUUGGGAUCAUUUGGCUAGCAUUAGCUCGUAUGAGGCUAUAACUUGGGAUCAUUUGGCUAGCAUUAGCUCGUAUGAGGCUAUAACUUGGGAUCAUUUGGCUAGCAUUAGCUCGUAUGAGGCUAUAACUUGGGAUCAUUUGGCUAGCAUUAGCUCGUAUGAGGCUAUCAUUUGGGAUCAUUUGGCUAGCAUUAGCUCGUAUGAGGCUAUAACUUGGUAGAACAGAUUUAUCUUCAAGUAUGCUGUGCAUUGCCGGAGCUGAUCCAACCUCUCAGUUCUCUAUUCUCAGUUUUGAAAUGUUCUCUUCUACCUGAUCAUCAGUGUUAAAUCAGUGUUGGUUUUAUGGGACAGAAAAAAAAGUGCAAUACCUCAUUUUCUAUGUUUUUAUUGAAGGAAAAUGCUAUAAUGUUACUGUUACUACUGUAUGAGCUUUCAUCUGUAAAAUAACAAUAAAUAGGUUAAAUGUA